GACAGCUGGACUAAUUCUGAAGUCAGAACCUUGAAGACUGCAAGAUGAACAGUCCACAGAGCUGCACCGAGGAUGAAGCUCCUGACGCUCAACAUGCAAAAUCAACCAAAGGGUCAAAGGUCACCUCAGAGAGAAUAGCCCUGUCCGUUUUCAGUGUUCUGCUGGCAGCAGCUGUCAUUGUUAUUUACCGUCUCUCUGUUGAAAACUGGCUUAGCAGAAAAAAUCUCCAAACACUGAAUGAAGAGAAUGCAGCUUUGAGGAAAACUCUCACGGAAGUAAAAUCAUGCAGCAAUAAGCAUCUCACGUGUCCUGAAAUUCCUAAAGUGAAUAUAAACGGGCCAUGUGCAUGUGAUGAAGGCUGGGAUGAACAUGGAGGAAAGUGUUAUUACUUCUCCACCAAUAAAUCAUCCUGGACAGAGAGCAGAGAUGAAUGUAGGGCUAAAGGAGGCGACCUGGUUAAGAUAGAUAACUGGUGUGAGCAGAUUUUUCUAAGAACCAGAUUGAAUGGAAAAAUGGAGAACUUUGAAGACAUGUUCUGGAUUGGCCUGACAGAUGCAGUGGAAGAGGGCAGAUGGUUGUGGUUGGAUGGCUCACCACUAAACACAAGUUUGUCUUUUUGGGCUGACCAUGAGCCGGACAACUGGACUCAUGAAAAUCCUGAUGGAGAGCAUUGUGUAAGGCUGGGGGAAGAAGAAGGAGAAGAACCCCUGAAGACUUGGUAUGAUAAGUUUUGCAAAGCUCCUAAUAAGAGCAUAUGCGAAAAAUGGGUAAAAACAGAUUGACUGACUGUUUUAUUUCAAACAUAUAAAUAUAACUGAACUAACAAGAGAAUGCAUUGUAAAAGAUAUUGAGUGGUCAUGAAUAUCUGUGUGUACCACUCAAUUUAGAUGCUCAAAAAGUAGUAGGAUGAAAUUUACACCAUUUGAUCCUAGUCUAUUCACAUGCAAAAUACACACAUAAAACAAUAUAAGUUUACAAACUAAAAAGGCAAACUACAUUUUUACUUUGAGCUAUACACACUGUUAUUAACACACUUCUAAAUCUCUGUGCCUUGUAAUAAAAAAAAUCUUUAUUCUCUGUUUAAAAACUGAGUUCUGGUUGUACAUGUUUAAUAUGAAAGUGUAUUUCUGUAACACAUAUCCUAAUGAAUACUUUCAGCUUGGGUUACUCUCGCUCUAAUCAACAAAAAUGAAGACAGGGCUUCAUUAGAAUACA
Molecule: messenger RNA, 1215 nt
Organism: Pundamilia nyererei
Lineage: Eukaryota; Metazoa; Chordata; Actinopteri; Cichliformes; Cichlidae
Product: hepatic lectin-like
Exons: 7
Coding region: 45-782 (245 amino acids)
Source: RefSeq, a predicted model, not a curated record